Gymnogyps californianus (California condor) is the source of this 3825-nucleotide messenger RNA. RefSeq names its product DNA topoisomerase III alpha (gene TOP3A). Bases 25 to 3084 code for a protein of 1019 amino acids. Gene Ontology annotation, cellular component: chromosome; nucleus. The record is from RefSeq and is a predicted model, not a curated record. NCBI's taxonomy places the organism in Eukaryota, Metazoa, Chordata, Aves, Accipitriformes, Cathartidae. Gene Ontology annotation, molecular function: DNA topoisomerase type I (single strand cut, ATP-independent) activity; zinc ion binding; DNA binding. Gene Ontology annotation, biological process: DNA topological change. The transcript has 19 exons.
UGGGAGCCGUCGCCGUCUCUUGUAAUGAACUUCGGAGCGAGGCAGUUUGCCAGCUGCGGGGUCAGGAUGCUGCCGCAGCCCUGGCGUCUCUUCUCCCGGGCUGCGGAGGAUACGGCAUUGCAGAGGAUCCGGAAGGUCCUGUGCGUGGCUGAGAAGAACGAUGCUGCCCGAGGGAUUGCAGAUCUGCUCUCCAACAGCAGAAUGCGACGGCGAGAAGGGUUUUCCAAGUUCAACAAGAUCUACGAAUACGACUACCAGAUGUUUGGCCAGAACGUUACUAUGGUGAUGACAUCCGUGUCGGGACACUUACUGGCUCAUGAUUUUAAGCUGCCGUUUCGCAAAUGGCAUAGCUGCAACCCUCUAGCUCUUUUUGAUGCUGAAAUCGAGAAAUAUUGCCCUGAAAAUUAUGUGGAUAUCAAGAGAACCCUCGAACGAGAAGUCCAGCAGUGCCAAGCUCUGGUGAUCUGGACUGACUGCGAUCGAGAAGGAGAGAACAUUGGCUUUGAGAUAAUUCACGUUUGCAAAGCUGUAAAGCCAAACCUCCAGGUUUUCCGAGCCCGUUUUUCAGAGAUUACGCUUCAUGCUGUCAGAACAGCUUGCGAGAACCUCACCCAACCGGAUCGAAAAACGAGUGAUGCCGUUGAUGUCAGGCAGGAGCUGGACCUCAGGAUAGGUGCUGCCUUCACCAGAUUCCAGACACUGAGGCUCCGGAAGAUCUUCCCUGAUAUUUUAGCAGAUCAGCUAAUCAGCUAUGGUAGCUGCCAGUUCCCAACGCUGGGGUUUGUAGUUGAACGCUUUAAAGCCAUCCAGGCCUUUGUUCCUGAAGCCUUCUAUAAAAUAAAAGUGACACAUGAUCAUGAAGACGGCAGUGUGGUCUUCAACUGGAAGAGGAACCGGCUCUUUAAUCACACAGCAUGCCUGGUCCUUUACCACAUGUGUAUGGAGGAUCCUGUGGCAACUGUUGUUGAGGUGGUGAGCAAGCCAAAGAGCAAAUGGAGGCCCCUGCCCCUGGACACUGUGGAACUUGAGAAGCUGGCUUCCCGCAAACUGAAAAUAAACGCAAAGGAAACCAUGAGAAUAGCAGAAAAACUCUAUACUCAAGGGUUCAUUAGCUACCCCCGAACUGAGACCAACAUUUUCCCCAAGGAGCUGAACCUCUCUGCCUUAGUACAACAGCAAACACAGGACCCAAACUGGGGAGCAUUUGCACAGAGGAUUUUGGAUCAGGGUGGGCCAACCCCUCGGAGUGGAACCAAAUCAGAUCAGGCUCACCCUCCCAUUCACCCCACAAAAUACGCUGCUAACCUGCAGGGCAACGAGCAGAGACUAUAUGAAUUCAUCGUGCGUCAUUUUUUGGCUUGCUGCUCUCAAGAUGCCAAGGGACAGGAAACAAUUGUGGAGAUUGACAUUGCUAAUGAGCGAUUCAUUGCUCAAGGACUAAUGAUCCUGGCCCGAAAUUAUCUGGAAGUCUAUCCUUAUGAGAAGUGGAGUGAUAAGGUUAUCCCACUGUAUCAGAAAGGGUCUCGCUUUCAGCCCACUACAGUGGAGAUGGUGGAUGGGGAAACCAGCCCUCCAUUGCUCCUCACAGAAGCGGAUCUCAUUGCUCUCAUGGAGAAACAUGGCAUUGGGACUGACGCCACUCACGCCGAGCACAUUGAGACGAUUAAGACGCGGAUGUACGUGGGCCUUACAGCGGAUCAGCGGUUCCUCCCAGGCCACUUGGGCAUGGGGCUGGUUGAAGGCUAUGAUUCCAUGGGCUAUGAGAUGUCCAAGCCUGACCUUCGAGCUGAGCUGGAGGCUGAUCUGAAACUGAUCUGUGAGGGCAAGAAAGACAAAUCUGCAGUGUUGCAGCAGCAGGUCCAAAAGUACAAGCAAGUCUUCAUCGAAGCUGUGGCCAGAGCUAACAAGUUGGACCAGGCCCUGGCUCAGUAUUUUGGAGAAGCCACAGAAAUUGCAGAGCAAGAGGAGGUCUACCCAGCAAUGCCCGUUUCUGUUCGGAAGUGUCCACAGUGCAACAAUGACAUGGUCCUGAAGACCAAGAAGAAUGGCGGGUUCUAUCUCAGCUGCACGGGCUAUCCAGCUUGUAAAACUGCAGUCUGGUUUCCUGAUUUUGUGCUGGAUGUGGCCAGGGACGAGAGCAUCUGUGCUGUGUGUAAACCACAUCCAGUUCACAGACUGAAGUUUAAAUUCAAGAGAGGCAGCGUUCCACCCGUGGUGCCCCUGGAGUUUGUUGGUUGCAUUGGCGGCUGUGAUGACAUGCUGAAAGAACUCUUGGACCUGAAGUAUUUACACAGGUCGUCCCAACCCGCAUCGUCAGCUAGCCAGCAAGCUAAUCAUUUGCAGGUCAACAACUCCUUUAACAGAGCUAGUGGUGAAAACAGGCACGUGAGGGGGACCACAAACCUGGCACCAGGACAUUUACUCUCCUUGAGCUCAACGAGAACACCCAGGCCUGCUCCUUCAGCUGCUCGAGACGACGGGAACAACGCGGUGGUCUGCAACUGCGGGAACGAAGCCCUGCUGUUAACCGUGCGCAAAGAAGGGCCCAAUCAAGGCAGGCAGUUUUACAAAUGCAGCGCCAGUACCUGCAACUUUUUUCUCUGGGCCGAUCAGCAGGCAGAGGACAGAAGCAACGCGGCUCUGCGGGGCUCUGCGCUACCCCAGCCCUUUGCAGGAAGGGGCCCGGCGGGAUUUCAGCGCCCAGGAGGAGGGAGAGGCCCAGACCUCUUUGGAAGCAACAGCUCCGAUUCAGGAGGCGGCACAGUCUGCAAGUGCGACCAGCCAGCCGUCACGCGCACCGUCCAAAAGGACGGGCCCAACAAAGGGCGGCAGUUCCACACCUGCCCUAAACCCCGAGAGCAGCAGUGUGGCUUCUUCCAGUGGGCAGAUGAAAACGUGGCACCAGGUAAGGCUGGGCUUGGUGUGAGACGCAAGGGUUGGAGCAGUGACUACUCAAGAGGGUUGGGAAGUAAAGCCAAGAGACCAAGCAGUCUCUCCUCAGAAGCUGCUGCCAAGAAACCACGGACCUGUAGCAUUUGCCACCAGCCUGGCCACACUAGGAAAACCUGCCCUCAAAACAACUGAGCCUGGAUGGACGUCUCUUGAGAGCCUGAAAGGUCCAAGGUUGCGAGCUGCUACAGGAGCAACUACUGCUGAAAGGAACUGGAGUCUAGAAAUAAGUCUGAGUGCUUUCUGGAAGGGCUGGUUGCAGGCUGCUCCUGCCACAGGACACCAUCCUCACGCAUGCAUUUACGUGCCCGGGCAGCAAGGGUUCAACCGGCUUUGAAAGGUGGCUCCACUACUGGCGUCAGCCUUUGUUUUCAGCUGCUCUUCUGCUGAGCAGAUUGGGAUAGUCUAACCAUUUCAAGGAAGCAUUUGGAAAUUGAAUCUGCAGAGAAAACAGCCCUGGAUCUAGUCCACCUGCACCUCCCGCCAUGGCGGUGGUUGUGCGCAGCCUUUCUACACGAGGAAGAGCUGGAUCGUAGCCACCGGGACAGACACCAGGGCUGCUUAGCUCUUCUCAGUCCCUGGCUUUCCACAGUGUGGAAUUUUAUUUUAAGUUCCCUUCUAAGUUGAUGUUACCUGAGCAACAUUCCCCUUUCUUUUUGUGUCACAGCGCCGCACCCCUUACCUUGGUUGUCCCUGCCGGUGAGGGAGGGCUGGGUGCAGAGAAGCUGGAUCUGGCGCUUGCCCUGAAAGGGAAGCUCAGCUGCAGCGCUCAGGAAAAGCCUUCAUUUUAGACAGUUCCUGAAUUUGAACCAGAGUUCUUCCUCAAACCUUGAGACAUGCCUCUGUGAUGCUGCUAGCUAAUGGAAGGUAUUUUUG